AUGCCGACAAUUUUUUGGGACCCUGUCCUCGUGCCAUCCCUCGUUUGGAUUACGGGCGCUUUGGCACUUUGCGUCCGAACAAGCACGUGCACCACGCUGAGGGCCCAACUUGAGAAUCGUUGGGUCGUCGGCGCGAAUGGCGUGCGCCAUGCGCUCGCCGGCAUCGAGCGAGCUCGCCUGUCCGAGGAGCGGCUUUCUGUGUGGACGCCUUCUUCUGGCUCUCGUCGAGAGCGUUUUGCGUCCCGGCGGGUGGGAGAAUAUGUGUCGUCUGAUGAACGAGUGUAUCGCUUCGACGGAUCGACCGUGCUUGUUAUCAAGACCGAUGUGACGCACCCAGUGACACAUCAGACGACACAUAUUCUCCCACCCGCCGGGACGCUAAACGCUCUCGACGAGAGCCACAAGAAGCGAGUCGUGAUUUCUUGUUGGUUUUCUAAAAUCUCUCUCUAA
Emiliania huxleyi CCMP1516 is the source of this 450-nucleotide messenger RNA. RefSeq lists its product as hypothetical. The transcript is spliced from 5 exons. Lineage: Eukaryota; Haptophyta; Isochrysidales; Noelaerhabdaceae. The record is from RefSeq and is a predicted model, not a curated record. The coding region runs from base 1 to 450 and encodes 149 amino acids.